AUGCACAGUGUUUAUGAAGCAAUUGAUGUGUACUCUUAAGUUAAUGGAUCUUAACAUUAGUAUAAAGACAUAGUAUUUUAAUGACGCCUAUUUAUAAUAAAAUCAGCAAUGCAGCUUUGAUUUUACUAACACAAUAACAUGGCUUCAAAAUUAAGAGCUUCUAAAAAGAAAACGAACAUGACUGCUAAAACUGUGGCAUUGUCUGAGACGUCUAUUGAAAAAGACUCGGGUGUGGCUAAGUCUGCGGCAGUGUUUACUUCGUCUAUUGGGAAAGGAUCGGAUAUGGUUAUUUCUACGGCAGUGUCUACGUCGUCUAUUGAAAAAGGUUCGGAUAUGGUUAAGUCUACGGCAAUGUCUAGGUCGUCUUUUGAAAAAGGAUCUGAUAUGGUUAAAUCUACUGCAUUGUCUACGUUGUCUAUUGAGAAGGGAUCGGAUAUGGCUACGUCUGCGUUAUUUUGUCAUUCUUCAAUUAAAAAUAGUUCGGAUAUGACAACAUCUCUGUCUCAUUUAUCUAUAGAGAGUGGUUCUGAUUUUGUUACUGACUUUAGUUGCAUUUCAUGCACAGAGAAAAGACUUGUGGAAAGUGCUGAGUUUUUCUGUGAGACAUGUCAAAAGUUGUUCUGCAGAAAGUGUAUUGCACUUCAUGACCAGUUGUUUACAAAUCAUAACAUUCUUGGAACAAGACACUUAAGUAAUUGGCCAAUUUUAAAACUGGAGAAUAACGUUCAGCGAAAUUGCCAAGUGCACAAAGGUGAAAAGCUUGAAAUGAUGUGCAUUGACCACAAUCAGCUGUGCUGCGCAAAAUGUGCUUUCAUUCAUCAUAGACACUGCCGUGAUGUGACACUUAUUUCCGAGUCGGUUAAACGACAGUCCACAAUUGCAUCGCAGUCCAACCCAGACCAAGUGUUUACUGUGGUAGGGAUAGUUGAUAUUGAUGUCAGUAUACCAAGUGAUGAAGAAAACUGUUGGAUAUCAGCUGUGUGUGUUCUUCCUGAUAGCCAAAUACUGCUUGUCGACACUACUAAUGAAACUGUAAAGCUGCUGGACCAGCAGUAUAGGUUGAUGUCGUACUUACUUGUGACUGGUGUUCCAGACGACAUGUGUAAUAUCUCCGCUGACCAGGUAGCAGUGACUGUGAAUACAAAAAGGACACAUGAGGUCCAAUUCAUCACAGUAACCAAUGGACAGUUAAUAAAGGGCAGAACGCUUCGGUUUGACCAUAAAUGCUACGGUAUUGCCAUACAUCAGAGAGACUUAUAUAUCGCUUCUAAUAUUGAACUGUUCAAGUAUACAAUGGAAGGUACAUUGGUGAGCAAAAUAUAUGGCGAUACAUCGUCUGAAGAUUAUGUUUGUAGAUGUGCCGUGAACUCAACAGGUACAAAUAUAUACAUAACCACAGCAACCAAAAACAAGGUCCUUAUCCUGACCAUGAACGGCACACUCCUGGCCACCAUUCAAGACCCUAAACUAGUUAACGCGCGGGGGAUACAUGUGACAGCAACAGACCAGAUUUUGGUCUGUGGAUGCUGGUCUUACAAUGUUGUGCAAGUGGAUGGUAAGAACAUGACGCUUACUGUACUUGGCUCAGAAUAUGAUACAUUGGGAUACUUAGACUCGAUAUGUUACGACAGCAACACAGCUACCAUCAUCCUGGGACAAAUGGACAACGAUAAGAUCCGUGUGUUAGAAGUUGCGUAACUUGUGAGGUCAUGCAACUCGCAUCUAUACAUUUGUUUUACCAUACGAUUAUACGAAAUAUUAGUCAUAAUCAGGGUAGAGUUCAUGAAACUUUACACGAAUUAUCCUACGCUUACUGUUUUUCAAAUGUGUUUAAUAAGUUCCGAAUCAGAUUAGUUAUGUUCGUUCUAGACCGCCAAUAAAGUAUGCAGAUAACCAGUCUAGUAAAUUGUUUCACCUGUUGGCAAUUCCAAAGAGGUUUAAAAUUCGCUUUUUUUUCGCGUUUACAAAUUUCAGUUAAAAAAAAAAAAAUAAGUCUUCAGAGAGUGUGUUCCUUAUCUUUGUUGAACAAUCUUUUACUGAAUCGAUUGAAAAUAACUGUUUCUUGUUAUACGAACAAUAUUUUUUCAACAUUUAAUUCUGGAUUUACAAUACUGAUAUAAAUCGAACAAAAACAGUAGUGAUAUAUACAGUUAUUUUAGAGUUACACUUGUAGCGGGGUAUUGUCUUUUUAUUCAUAAGACAGUCAGAUUGUUGGUUAUCAUUCUAUUAUUUAAAUCAUAUAUAAGAUUGCUGGUCUUACAAAUUUUACAAAAUACAUAGUAUACCGUCGUUAUCACGUUGUCAAGUGCAUGACAGUUUUCUAAAGUGUACAUUUUCAGACGAAGUAUUACCGUCAUAAGCGUUUGCCAUAUUAAUAUAAGGUGGCAUUUUGGUAAUGCUUUUGGUAUUUAUUUAUUGUUGAUUUCAAAAUAUGUCUUUUUCCACAAUGUUUUGUAUAGUUCGUUGUUAAUUAUUUCAUUUUCUAGAAGUAUGCAACAGUCAUCUAAACCGGUUCUUACGUUGUCAGUUUUUAUAGCUAUUUAUAUAGAUGUUUGAAACAAAUAUUUGAUAUUAUAUUAUUUCAAAUUAUUGCAUGUUGUCUAAGGAUUUAUUGCUGUAUAUGAUCAUUGUAAAACUAUUUUUUGAGAGUGUUUGGAUAUGGUAUUUCCUACUCAUAACACCCGUAUAGAAAUUAGUAUAUUUCGUUAAGGCGGCGUUCUCGUAAGAGACAUUUUAAGUGAAUAAGGAGCUCGACUAUAGAGAAUGUUGGAAUAGUCAGCUAAAUGCUUGAAGGCCCUCUCCAACUGAAGUAAUUUAAUGUAAACAAUAAAUUGAAGAAAAUGACGUUUAUUUCAUAUUUAAACGCACUUUUGUAUUAACUUUUAAGGAUUCGAAAUAACUUAGCUUCUAUGAAAGAAUUUACUGAACUAGUUGUAUAAAUAUUGUAUUGUAGGUACUGAAUUUAACCAAUAAACUAUAAAACUUA
Molecule: messenger RNA, 2986 nt
Organism: Dreissena polymorpha
Lineage: Eukaryota; Metazoa; Mollusca; Bivalvia; Myida; Dreissenidae
Exons: 3
Coding region: 139-1698 (519 amino acids)
Molecular function (GO): zinc ion binding
Source: RefSeq, a predicted model, not a curated record